Verticillium dahliae VdLs.17 is the source of this 528-nucleotide messenger RNA. RefSeq lists its product as uncharacterized. Lineage: Eukaryota; Fungi; Ascomycota; Sordariomycetes; Glomerellales; Plectosphaerellaceae. Bases 1 to 528 code for a protein of 175 amino acids. The record is from RefSeq and is a predicted model, not a curated record. The transcript is spliced from 3 exons.
AUGGGCAGGUCAGUGCCAGGUCUUGCGCGGCUUGACUCCACGGCAGUGGCAGCAUCCCCAAUGCGAGGUUUCGAGGAUAUUACAUGUCUACGCAAGACCAACCCAUCGGCCUGUCGCACAGAUGGCCAAGGCAUCAUUGAUGGGGCCCAAUCGACACAUGCCUUUUCCGCCGGACAACCUCAUCUCUGGACACACAUUGAUGAUGGUCGGUCGGGAGACAGGAGCGCAGCAAGUCCUGGCAAGGAAGCGGUGGUGGUGGGAUUGGGUGGGCGAAGGGGGACUGGUGACGCCACGCACACGCCGGCCUCGCCCCAAAAUGGAGCAAGUCUUACCUCGAUCAAGGCUGGGUUCGUCGUUGGCGUCUCGCUGGCCCAGACGGUGGAGGAGGAAGCGCGGUGUGACGGGCGUGUUCUGCGCCGCAGCGAGACGCAGGGAGGCGAGGAAGAGGGCAAGGAUGGUAUUGACUACCGUACCUGCCUACCUACUGUACCAGACGGCACUGCUCUUGCGCAGACUUUGAAAAGGUAG